AUGGGAUCCGUGCAGGAGAAGCCUUUUACAAUCGCCAUCGUGGGCGCCGGGCUCGGGGGCCUGAGCCUUGCGAGAGGUCUGCUGAGACGGGGUAUCAAGUGCCAAGUAUACGAAGCAGCUCCGGCGUUUGCAGAGAUAGGCGCUGGCCUGAGCUUCGCUGUAAACUCCUUGAACGCAUUGAAAGCAGUAGAUCCAGCUUGCCACGAGAUGUUCGUCAAGAGAUGCAACGAAAUGUCAGAAAAGAAAGACGUCUACAUGACCUACAGAGAUGGACAGGCGGACAACGCGGAUCCUAUCACCACUCUGUAUUGUAAGGGCUCAGGUCAGCAAGCUGUGCAUAGGACAUUACUAGUCAAGGACAUGGUUACACUUAUGCCGGAGGGCACUUUCCACAUGAACAAGAGACUGCAGGACCUGGUUAAGGAACAAUCAGGCGGAUAUACUUUGGUAUUCCAAGACGGCACCAAAGUCGAGGCCGACGCUGUUGUUGGUGCAGAUGGGAUCAAGUCCAAAACUCGGCAGAUCCUUUUAGGCGAAGACAACCCUGACGCUUACCCAAAGUACUCGGGAGAGUUCGGGUAUCGAAGCCUCAUACCUAUGGACGAGGCGUGCGAGGUCCUGGGAGACGACUUCGCCAAGAACGGGAAUGUCAAUGUGGCUCCUGGCGGAUUGACCACAACCUACCCGGUGGAGAAAGGGAAGAUGCUGAACAUUGUCGCGGCACGCGAUCAGCCAACGUGGGAUAGCCCCGACUGGGUUGUCCCAGCAGAUGAAGAUACGGUCAAGGAAGAGUUCAAGGACUGCGGACCGAAGAUGCAGCAAGUUGUGUCGUUGCUCAAGAAACCCCAAAAGUGGUCCCUCUGGCACCACCCCACAGCAUCGACGUUUUACAGCGGCCGUCUUGCCAUCAUCGGAGAUGCGGCGCACGCCUCUACGCCUCAUCAAGGAGCUGGAUGCGGCCAGGCCUUCGAGGAUGCCCUCGUCAUGUGCAUGUUGUUGGCCCAUAGCAGCGUGGAGACUGCAGACGACAUCGAGCGCGCUUUUGCUGCGUAUGACGCCAUCCGCCGACCAAGGACACUGCGCGUAGUGGAAACCAGCAGGGAGAACGGUGAAGUGUGCAUGAUGAAGGGCGCAGACACCGGGGAAGACUUGGAGAAGAUCAAGACCAAUCUUGACGAGAGGUUCGAAUGGAUCUGGUAUGAGAAUCUGGAGAAGCAGGUCGAUAAAGCGGUGCAAAAGCUGAAGCAGCUCAAUGAGGGUACCUCUGAUGCAGCGCUUCCGGUCUUGCCUCAGAUGGUGGAGGCAUCGUAG
Coniosporium apollinis CBS 100218 is the source of this 1311-nucleotide messenger RNA. RefSeq lists its product as uncharacterized. Gene Ontology annotation, molecular function: FAD binding. Gene Ontology annotation, biological process: secondary metabolite biosynthetic process. The transcript is spliced from 3 exons. NCBI's taxonomy places the organism in Eukaryota, Fungi, Ascomycota, Dothideomycetes. The coding region runs from base 1 to 1311 and encodes 436 amino acids. The record is from RefSeq and is a predicted model, not a curated record.